Molecule: messenger RNA, 1116 nt
Organism: Diuraphis noxia (Russian wheat aphid)
Lineage: Eukaryota; Metazoa; Arthropoda; Insecta; Hemiptera; Aphididae
Product: solute carrier family 22 member 12-like
Biological process (GO): transmembrane transport
Cellular component (GO): membrane
Molecular function (GO): transmembrane transporter activity
Source: RefSeq, a predicted model, not a curated record
UAUCCACUCAUUCGAAAUUCGUUAUUAUUUAUUACCUUUAAUAUAUUGAGAAACUACUGUAGUAUGAGUAGUAUGACGGCAAACGCCAAUGUCGCCAAUAAUAAUUUCCAAGCGACUACAAUUUAUGAUGUAGAUAUACCUGUUACGUUAUAUUAUUAUCACUUUCAGCUAAAAAUGUUGAGGUCUGUAUGUAAUGACUAAUGAUGGAAGGCCAAAAUAUUGGUGACUACUAACUUGUGAUGAGGAUUGUUGACUGGUUGUAUGUGAGCCAAUCUACCUUCAUACACCACYAACUGCAAAAUGGUUGACAAAUUGGACAAAUAUAUUGACAGUUACUCUAAAGAAUGGUAUCAGGUGUUUCUGCUAUUGAUGAUGGCCGGUACCCCAGGAAUAUUUAACGCUAUACAGAUUUCGUCGUAUGUGUUCUUAGUUGACAAACCUUCUUACUGGUGUGAUGUACCAGUUUUGAAAGCAGCAGGAUGGAGUGACCAAAUGCUCUUAGAUGUUUCUACACCGUAUCAAAAUUAUUCAUCACAAAAACUUGAARAAUGUUCUUAUUACAAUCGAAAUUAUUCAAUAUUUGCAAAAAACGGUUACAAUUGGUCAAUGAAUAAUUUAAAAUCUGCAGAUUUAAAACCUUGUCAGUAUUAUAGUUACAGUAACAGAGAAUCUGUUGUAUCUGAAUGGAAUUUAAUUUGUGAUAAUGUAGCAAUGAAAUCAAAUAUUCAAGCAGCUAUAGCUUUUGGAAAGUUUGUUGGUGGACUUUUAUUUGGUUCWAUUUCRGAUGUAUAUGGUAGAAAAAUUGCUUUCAAUUUGGCAGCUUUUAUUUACAUGUUUUCAGGAUCAUCUGCUGCCUUAAUUGAUUCAUAUGUAUUAUUUUUAAUUGCAAGAUUCUUGAUAGGURUAGCUGGAUCUGGAAUUUAUGAAUCAUCGUACACAAUAUUGACUGAGCUGACAAGUGGUAAAACUCGUACUUUACUUUGUCUUUUGAUGAAUAUGUCGUAUCCAAUUGGUUAUGUUUUGCUAUCAAUUAUUGCUUAUUAUGUACGGCCAUGGAGAAUGUUGCUUUUAGUUCUGUCUUUGCCUAUGUUUGGAUUGUUAAUACAAUGCUGGUAA